Lycium barbarum (goji berry) is the source of this 3561-nucleotide messenger RNA. Its product is annotated as subtilisin-like protease SBT3. The transcript has a single exon. Gene Ontology annotation, molecular function: serine-type endopeptidase activity. The coding region runs from base 975 to 3320 and encodes 781 amino acids. The record is from RefSeq and is a predicted model, not a curated record. Gene Ontology annotation, biological process: proteolysis. NCBI's taxonomy places the organism in Eukaryota, Viridiplantae, Streptophyta, Magnoliopsida, Solanales, Solanaceae.
UUACAAAACCAAUCAGAAAUGCAGCUCCACCACUUACUAAGUUCAAUUUUAAUACAGAUAAACAGAAAAUAGGCACAUGGAAACAGGGAGUUGUAACAAAAUUCAGAAGUCUUCUACAAUAUAUACACUUAUACACCAUCUAUACCACUAUUCCCCUAAAUUUUUUAUUUUUCUCGCAUUUGAUUCUUAAAUCCUGUUCACCUGACAAGGAAAUAACUAUCAGUCAAAUAAGAGAGAAAAGAAAAACACAUGUAUAUCUUUUGCGUGCCUUGUUAAGAAAUUUAAAGAUUUUAUUAUUCUCUGCUUAGGGAGUUUUCAAGUUUCUCUUUUCUAAUCUUCUUUUUCUCCUUUGAUUAAUUCUCCAUAUUAAACAAAUGCUUUAAAUGUCAGUAGCUGACUCAUCAACAAGUGGGAAAGUCAGGCCCCUUGUGGUCAGAUUAUAUUAUCCACAAGCUAAAGGAGCAUGUUCUGGCACAGCUAUAAAAUCUUAUAGUAACAGGGAAAAUUUGAUCAUGGAGAAAGAGUGAAAGCAAAAAGCUUCAUUAUUGACUUCUCUUUUUCUUAAGACAGAUUAUAUUUGACUUGUUUAUCUGAGUUCUGUCAUAUCUGGCCUUACAAAAUCAUUAAAAACUACAUUAGAAAACUAGAAAUAAUGAGUGUAGUAAAUAUGGAGUGUAGUCAAUAACAUUGCCUUCAAUGGGUAACUGGUGGGGCCAUGUUCGUGAAUUGACAUACAGGUUCCUUCCUAGCAGUCUGAAAGAUUUGAAAUAGUGAGAAGAAGCAGAUAUCCAUACAAGUUGUGAUACUUAAUAGGUUCAUUUCACUUGUACACUAGCCGCCUAUCUUGAUUACGUUAGUGACCUUUUUUAACUCAUUUUAUUCCCCAGUUGACUAUUUUAUAUUUAUUAUUGCAAUAACUAAAUGCUGCUUGCAUAAUCCUACAAAGUCACUUGAAUCUGUAGUGGCUUAGGAAGAUGCAUUGUGUAGUCACACAAAGAUCUAAUAUGGGGUUUCCUUAUUCUCUUCAUCUUCUCUUCCUUUCAUGGUUUCUUUCUGCUCAUAUGUUCUGUUUCUUAGCUAUAGCACAGAGAUCCACUUACAUUGUCCAUUUGGACAAAUCCUUAAUGCCUAAUGUCUUUGCUGAUCACCAUCAUUGGCAUACUUCCACUAUUGAUUCAAUCAAAGCUUCUGUUCCUUCAUCAGUAGACAGAUUACACUUUGCUCCAAAACUUGUUUACUCUUAUGACAAUGUGUUUCAUGGUUUCAGUGCUGUUUUGUCCAAAGAUGAACUAGAAGCUUUGAAGCAGUUACCUGGUUUCAUUUCGGCUUAUAAAGAUAGAACUGUGGAACCUCAAACUACCCAUACAUCUGAUUUCCUCAAGCUCAAUCCUUCAUCUGGUCUAUGGCCAGCUUCUGGUUUAGGCCAAGAUGUGAUUAUUGGAGUUCUUGACUCUGGCAUCUGGCCCGAAUCUGCAAGUUUCCAAGAUGAUGGUAUGCCUGAAAUCCCCAAAAGGUGGAAGGGAAUUUGCAAGCCAGGCACACAGUUUAACACUUCAACAUGCAACAGAAAACUCAUUGGGGCUAAUUACUUCAAUAAGGGAAUUUUGGCUAAUGAUCCCACAGUGAACAUUUCCAUGAAUUCUGCCAGGGAUACUGGUGGUCAUGGCACACAUGUAGCUUCAAUUGCUGCUGGGAAUUUCGCCAAAGGUGUUUCCCAUUUUGGAUAUGCACCAGGAACAGCAAGAGGUGUUGCUCCACGAGCUAGGCUAGCUGUGUACAAGUUUAGCUUUAAUGAAGGAACCUUUACUUCAGAUUUAAUUGCUGCUAUGGAUCAAGCUGUUGCAGAUGGUGUUGAUAUGAUAUCCAUUUCUUAUGGGUUCCGUUUCAUUCCCUUGUAUGAAGAUUCUAUUUCCAUUGCUUCUUUUGGAGCUAUGAUGAAGGGAAUUCUAGUUUCAGCUUCAGCUGGAAAUCGAGGUCCAGGGAUUGGAAGUUUAAACAACGGAUCUCCAUGGAUCUUGUGCGUGGCAUCAGGCCACACUGACCGGACAUUUGCAGGAACUUUGACUUUGGGCAAUGGCUUAAAAAUUAGGGGAUGGAGCCUAUUUCCUGCAAGAGGCUUAGUGAAGGAUUCAACGGUGAUGUACAACAAGACUCUAUCUGAUUGCAGUUCGGAGGAAUUGCUAUCUCAAAUUGAAGAUCCCGAACGUACCAUCAUCAUCUGUGAUUAUAAUGCAGAUGAAGAUGGUUUUGGUUUCUCUAGUCAAAUGCGUUUUGUCACUCGAGCAAGACUUAAAGCAGGCAUCUUUAUUUCUGAGGAUCCAGGAGUGCUCAGGUCUGCUACAUUUCCCAACCCAGGAGUUGUGAUUAACAAAAAGGAAGGAAAACAAGUCAUCAAUUAUGUAAAAAAUAGUAUUACUCCCACAGCCAGCAUCACGUUCCAAGAGACCUAUCUGGAUGUAAAGCCAGCACCGGUUGUUGCUGCAUCCUCCGCACGAGGCCCCUCCAGAAGCUACUUGGGAAUUUCAAAGCCAGAUAUAUUGGCACCAGGAGUGCUGAUUCUUGCAGCAUAUCCGCCAAAUGUACUUGCUACAACUAUUGGGGCGAACAUAGAAUUGUCCAGUGAUUACAAUCUUGAAUCAGGCACAUCCAUGGCUGCACCACAUGCUGCUGGAAUUGCAGCAAUGCUAAAAGCCGCGCAUCCUGAUUGGAGUCCUUCAGCUAUUCGCUCUGCCAUGAUGACAACAGCUGAUCCUUUGGACAACACUCGCAAACCUAUUAAAGACUCUGAUGAUAACAACGCAGCCACACCCCUAGACAUGGGAGCAGGGCACGUUGAUCCCAACAGAGCUCUUGAUCCCGGCUUAGUAUAUGAUGCUACUCCACAAGAUUAUGUAAAUCUUCUAUGCUCUCUGAAUUUCACAGAAGAGCAAUUCAAGACGAUUGCAAGAUCAUCAGCCAACCACAAUUGCUCAAAUCCAUCAGCUGAUCUCAAUUACCCAUCAUUCAUUGCAUUGUACAGCCUUGAGGGCAACUUCACCUUGUUGGAGCAGAAAUUCAGGAGGACAGUCACAAAUGUUGGUCAAGGUGCAGCUACUUAUAAGGCUAAGUUAAAAGCUCCCAAGAACUCUACAAUUUCAGUGUCACCACAAACUUUGGUGUUCAAGAAAAAAAAUGAGAAGCAAAGUUAUACUUUGACAAUUCGCUAUAUAGGUGAUGAGGGUCAAAGCAGAAACGUUGGAUCGAUCACUUGGGUUGAAGAGAAUGGUAACCAUUCUGUUAGGAGCCCUAUAGUGACAUCUCCCAUUAUUGAGGUCUGGUAAUAAAUUCUGCUACUUUAUAGAAUAUUUUGCUUUGGGAUGCAUAGCACCAGAUUCUUGAAUUGGAAGUACCAAACACAAGAACAAAAGGAAAGCUAGAUGGGAAAUCAUGUAUACUGUAUGAAUUGUCUGUGCCCAUCCCAAAUUAAUAGUAAUAAUUAUAUAUUUGCUAGCAAAUUGCACCAAUUAUCUGAGUAUAGAAAUCUUGCUUGCAACACCUAGUUUGUUGUCAAGAAUUCAUUUA